This is a messenger RNA of Bursaphelenchus okinawaensis, 2085 nucleotides long. Lineage: Eukaryota; Metazoa; Nematoda; Chromadorea; Rhabditida; Aphelenchoididae. The record is from the annotation of a GenBank genome assembly.
AUGGUUGCAGCGGCGCCAAGUCAAGUCGGGGAGGAUGUUCAUAUGGCUCCGAGUGUGCAGAAGCAGUCGGAGGUGCAAAAGGUUAGUUAUUAUAGUAUGUCUUAUAUAUUAUUAUAUGUAGAAUGAGAAUUUUUGGAAAGGUUGCAAUUAGGUACGUUAUCAUUGGUAUGAAUAUUUAAACGAAUUGUGGGGAAAUUUUAUUUUUUAAAAAUUCAAAAACCGGAACAGUGAAAUUCACUAUCGAUAAGAAAAAUUGAAAAAAAUUAUUUACUUUUUGAAAUAAAACCGUUUUAAAUUUUGAAAUUUAGGUAUUUCUGUUUGAUGUAGUAGACUCUUUUUACUGUAUUUUGAAGCUUUUACAUUGUGUCUGACUUUUAAUUUAAAAAUUUUGAAUUUUAGCCUCAACCACCGAAUCUGCCGACGCUAGAAGAGCUGAGGAAGGCGAUUCCUCCAGAAUGUUUUGAGAAGGAUUGGAGAAAGUCAAUGUUCUUCUUGGUCUGGGACUAUGCCGUAAUAGCUGGGCUAUAUUACGCGUUACCGUAUAUUGAGCAGUAUGGUGGAUGGCCUGGGUUAUUGGUCUGGUAAGUCUAUUGAUUUAAGAUUUUAAUGUAAAUGACUUAUUUUUAGGUGUUAUAAUUGGAUUUUAAGCGUUUUAUUCUUAUUGUGUUAAAGAUUUCUUGAAAAAUGAUAAUAAUACAUUAUCUCUUAGUCUACAUUAGCAUCCACAUUAACAUAUUAUUCUACUUUCAGGUAUUAUGUCGUUGGAAUGUUUGGUUUUUCAUUGUUUGUCGUUGGUCAUGACUGUGGCCAUGGGACCUUCUCCGAGUACACCUGGCUGAAUGACAUAAUAGGACAUGUCGCACAUGCUCCAAUCUUGGCCCCAUAUUGGCCGUGGCAGAAGUCCCACAGACAACAUCAUCAAUACACGUCGCAUUUGGAGAAGGACAAAGGACAUCCGUGGUAUACUCAAGAGGAAUAUGUCCAAGAGCCGUGGGUAAUUCAGCAGUUCUUCAAGUUUCCUUUGUCUGCAUUUGUCAGGUAGGUUUAUCUACUUUAUAUUAUGUUGAUUUAAUGAAUCUAUGAAUUAUGUUUACUUAGUUUAGAUGGAACUUUGUGUACCUGACUCUCGGUCUACCCGAUGGAUCUCACUACUGGCCCUACUCAAAACUCUUCAAAACUACAGAAGACCGAGUCAAAUGUGCUGUCAGUACCUCACUGUGCAUUGCUUCAGCUUACGUUGCCUUUGUAAUCUGCGACUACAGUUUCUCGACUUAUGUCAAAUAUUAUCUGGCACCAGUACUGUUCCAAGGACUGUGGCUGGUUAUGGUUACCUAUCUACAACAUCAAGAUGAAGAGAUCGAGGUAUACGAAGACGCCGAAUGGAGUUUUGUAAGGGGACAGACACAGACAAUCGACAGAACAUACGGAAUGUUCAUCGACACACUGAUGCAUCACAUCACUGAUGGUAAGCAUGUUAACCGUUAAAGCUGGCGGCUUCUGUUGUUCUUACGUCUAUUUUAUUGAGAAUAUAGUUUACAUUUGUUUUUAUAACAAUUUUAAAGUGGUGUGUAUAACAUUUAAAGUAUUGUAACUUCCAUUGUUAGCCGUGUUUUAAAAAGAUCAUUGAAUUAAAGUAAUUUUUUUGUAGGGCACGUUGCUCAUCACCUCUUCUUCACCAAGAUCCCUCAUUAUCAUCUUAUCGAGGCUACUGAAGGAAUCAAAAAAGUUUUUAAGAAGUAUCCAGGGCUAUACAAGAAACAGAACAACUUCUUGACGUUACUCGAGUUUUUAAGGUAGGUAACAUUACCAGUUACAGUAAGGUUGAGUUAAAAAAGAACGUUUUUUUGUGAAAUUUGAAUUUCAAAAUGUAAUUCCUUAUCAUGAAUAUAACUUUCAACAUAUCAUACUAUAGACAGAUUACACUAGACUUUGUGGACUUUUGAAUAUAUCUAAACACUAUCUUACUCGACUAGACUAAACCACUGUUAUAGAUUAAACGUGAGACUGGAUUACCUUCUGGGACGAGGUACUGGUGUUCUAAGAUAUCACGUUUCUAAGUUCUACAACAAAAACAAAACGGAAUAA